GAUUUUGGGGGAUGAGGAACCUAACACUUGAAGGAAAGAUUCUUAUAAUCAAAGCAGUGAUUUUACCAGUGCUUUUACUCACCAGUUCUGUUUUUAUUCCUCCCAGGAGAGUGAUUUUAGAGCUGCAACGAGACAUUUUUUACUUCAUCUGGGACUCCAAAUGGGAGAGGAUAAGAAGAGAAAUCAUGACAAAACCAAAGGAUAAAGGAGGAAAAGGAGUCCCAGAUCUUUACUUGUUUUUAGGCAGCUACUACACAAGCAUUCAUUUUAAACUGGCACUGAACACAUCCCCAGAUAUCAAAACAAGCAAGAUGAGCAGAUUUUGGAUGGGGUCCUAUCUGAGAAAAUUAAAAUUGAUUCAAAGUGAUCUAAAAACACCUGUUGCUUUUAACCUCCCACCGGCAUAUGCUUUUAUACAGAAAUUUUUAGAACAUUUUAAAUUGGAGGGAGAGGAGAGCAGGAUUUUAACCAACCAUCGUUUUAUCAUUUCUGUUGUGCAGGAGCGGGAACCAGUGACCCCAGUGCGAGGCCUCCUACGAGGAGAUGCCUCCACGGUUUGGCGCAACGUGAGCCUUCCUGUCCUUCCAAACAGACUUCAGGACCUGUCAUGGAUGGUGGCUCAUGGGAUUCUCCCGGUCAGAGCCGUCAUGCACUCCCGCGGCAUGUCUGUAUCGUCCAUCUGCCCCCGACCCGGUUGUGGCGCGCCGGAGUCGGUGAGGCAUCUGCUGUGGGAGUGCAGUGCUGCUAGGGACCUGUGGACGGAGGCCGGCUCCUCGCAGUUCCCACACUUGCCAGCAAGGGAGGUCCUCGACUUACAGCUAGUGCUGUAUGGGGUGAGCCAUCGGACCUUUACGAAAAAGGACUUUGAGGAGAUGUGGCUCACCCUCGCCACCAUAAAAGACGCCAUCUGGACCUCCAGAAACUUGCUGGUAAGCAGGCGCAGGCAGAUUCCCCCCGAGGCUGUGAUCCGAAUGGCGGCAGCAAGAAGAACAACAUCAAGAGCUGCAGGUGGCACGCCAAGGACACAGCCUCAAAGAAGCAUCGUCUGCGCCUCCGUGAAGAGAGGAGUCGGCGUUUCACAGAUGAGGGUCCCGGCAGCAGCGGCCUGGCUCUCCGGGAGAGGCAGGCGGGAAGGAGCAGUAGGGGGGGAUCCCCUCUGA
Messenger RNA from Fundulus heteroclitus (mummichog), 1160 nucleotides. RefSeq lists its product as uncharacterized. Lineage: Eukaryota; Metazoa; Chordata; Actinopteri; Cyprinodontiformes; Fundulidae. The transcript has 2 exons. The record is from RefSeq and is a predicted model, not a curated record. Bases 12 to 1160 code for a protein of 382 amino acids.